GCAGAAUGUCGCCAAUCGGCUUCAGUUGUAGAAAUGGCAGCGCUGAGACAGGAGCAUCGGUAUGGGCUCUGCUGUGGCAAGAUUAACAAAAACAACCCGAAUCAGAGUCUGUACCACGUCAAACUCACUGACACGGCCUUCCGGACCCUGGAAGCCUUCCAGAACCUGAAGGCUUCACUAUCAAACCAGCCAGCGAUUUGCUUCAAGGGAAGCCAGGGGUACAUAAAGAUCCCAGCACCGACGGCCGAAUCUCCAGAUGGAUUCCGAGUCUUCUCAUUUUACCUUUCCAGUGACAGCAAAGACAAGCCUCAGUCCAGCUUUGACUGCAUUCACCAGUUUAUCUCAGGGGAGGGCAGGGAUCACCUGGAGAGCCAGGGUAGCAUUCAAGACAAGAUCACCGUUUGUGCCACAGACGACUCCUACCAGACCACACGGGAGCGCAUGUCUCAGGUGGAGAAGGAUAUCUGGAGCCGCACAGCCAUUGAGAUCAAGCCAGGACCAAGUAAAUGUGUGAAGGUGCAAAGGAAGCAGGGCCUGGUCUCUGGUUCCGACAGCAGUAACAAACACUCCCCCAGCAACAAAAGGACCCUGAUCCCAAGCCCUCUGGCACAUCGGCCCUUAAGGGAUCGCAUCAUUCAUCUCUUAGCCCUAAAGCCCUACAGGAAGCCUGACAUGCUACUGUGGCUAGAGAGGGAGAGGGCCAGCCCAAAGGACAAAGCUGAUCUGACCUCUGUACUAGAAGAGGUUGGUAAAUUGAAUCCUAAGGACAACAGCUACUCUCUGAAAGAUGAGCUUUACAAACAUGUCCAAAGAGACUGGCCUGGAUAUCUGGAAGAGGAGAAGCAGCUUAUCCACAGGCUCCUUAUCAGGAAACUUCAGCCAUUGCACAGCAACCAGUCAAGGAGUCCCCAGCCCAACCAUUCAUUGCACAAAACUCUUGGAGAUUCUCCCUCACGGCUUAGUCCUGCCAAAAAUCUCUCAGUGAAACGCUCACUAGCUUUGGACCCUUCUAACACCCAAACCCCCAAAAAACAAAAGCUGUCAGAACACUGUCUGCCCUUGCAGUCACCUCCUCAUGCGGACUGUAGCACCAAUGGGGCUCAUAACUCCUCCAAUCACGAAACCUCUUGUGUGGCAACAAAAACCGAGCCCGACAUAACCAAUAAUCGUCUUCAGGGAAACCCAGAUGGUUUGUAUUCGCCGCACAAACUCAGCACGUCGUCUACUGUUUCUAAACUGGAGGGGAUGGAACCAGCUCCCACUUUACCCAGUCCCAAACCUCGACACAAUGGCUCCUCUAUAUGCACUGAACAGCAGCUCACUAAUGGCCAGCACAAAAAGAAAAGGUCCAAGAAACACAAAGACAAGGAGCGAGAUCGAUUAAAGCCAGACUGGAUAGAAACUAGUCCAGACAUGAAGCAGAACCAACAAAAUCAUAAAGCUCCAGAUGAUGGAGAACACAAAGCACCUGUUAAUAAAACCUCAGCUGAAGAAGUGCCCGACUAUUUCAUAAAAUACAAGACCGUAAGGACACUGGAGCAGCGGCAACAGUAUCAAGAUGACUUUUGUGCCGAGUAUGACGAAUAUAGAGCCCUUCAUGACCGGAUUGGGGCCAUCACUGAGAUGUUUGUUCAGUUGGGCUCAAAGAUCAACACCCUCACGCCGGGAACACAGGAGUACAAGCUCAUGGAGGACCAAAUACUCCAAAAAUAUCGAAAAUAUAAGAAAAAGUUUCCAGGGUAUCGGGAAGAGAAGAAGCGGUGCGAGUACCUCCACAAAAAACUGUCCCAUAUCAAAGGCCUGAUCACAGAAUAUGACCGUGCGCAGGGACUCGUCUCCUAGUGAAAGCUCUCUACCCUUGGUGGGUUCUAUCAAAGUGGACCAAAAGACUCAAGGUGGACCCAAAGACUGUCCAGCAGGGUCUACAAGUUGCUGAAACACUUUCCUCUACAAAGUGUUAAUGGGAUGGAGGGUGUUAAGGUUCUCUGCCAAAAGUGGGCCAAGACCACCUACUCGUGAUCAAAUGUUACCCUUUAAAGUUCUGCUUUUUCAGCUGUUUAUGACUGGAAAUGCUUGUUUCUGCUCUGCUGUUAAACAUGAUGAAUAUAAUGAAAAAGGCCAACAGAUAUGAUCCUUCCUGCCUAACUACAUCUUUUUUUUUUUUUUUAUCUUAUCUUUAAACUGGUUGAAACUUAAAGUAUUGUAUGUAGUGAAGUGAUGGUACAAUCAAUCUUAGGGGUAUAAAAAUUCCACUGAAGUGUAUAUUUAAGAAUAUUUUUUGUGCGUUUUGCAGAUAGAAAAUAUAUUUAGGUGCAUCAAUUAUUCAUUUCUUACAAGAAGAAAGUUGUAAAUGCACUGUAAGGAUUUUUAAACUUUAUAAACUGGCAGACUAAUCAUUUAUAGAAAUUAUCCUGAUUAAAAUAUGUCAUUUAUCCCAAAAAACUGCAGAACUGAAACCUGAUCUGGUAUUGAUCACUAAACUGCAUUUCCAAUUGCUGCUGAGUCAAGAGUUGGAAACUUGCAUAUUUGAACUACAAUCAAAAAGAUUUGCCCGUUUGUGUUAUGUCUUCGUCACAGAAAUGCCACAAAAUGACAGUACUGAGUACUACUUAGGGGGGCUACUGAAAAAAGACCCUUUUUUCACUUUAAUCAGACUGUUACCAUUAAAUCCACCAGAGGUCGGUAUCAACCCAAGUAAUCCACACAUACAAGGAAUGAGGAUGGAA
Cyprinodon variegatus (sheepshead minnow) is the source of this 2726-nucleotide messenger RNA. RefSeq names its product RNA polymerase II elongation factor ELL-like. The transcript has 12 exons. The record is from RefSeq and is a predicted model, not a curated record. Gene Ontology annotation, biological process: positive regulation of transcription elongation by RNA polymerase II; transcription elongation by RNA polymerase II; snRNA transcription by RNA polymerase II. Bases 34 to 1842 code for a protein of 602 amino acids. Gene Ontology annotation, cellular component: transcription elongation factor complex. NCBI's taxonomy places the organism in Eukaryota, Metazoa, Chordata, Actinopteri, Cyprinodontiformes, Cyprinodontidae. Gene Ontology annotation, molecular function: cis-regulatory region sequence-specific DNA binding.